Vigna umbellata (rice bean) is the source of this 999-nucleotide messenger RNA. The record is from RefSeq and is a predicted model, not a curated record. NCBI's taxonomy places the organism in Eukaryota, Viridiplantae, Streptophyta, Magnoliopsida, Fabales, Fabaceae.
GAGUGCUUUGCGUGUGCACCAACUGGUUCUAGGAAAACCCUUGCGUUUGACCCAGAAAAGGGUGGCAUUCGAGUUGUUAUCCUUUGCCAUACCCGUGAAUUAUCUGCUCAAAUAUUUCGAGAGUGCAAAAAACUUGCCAAAGGAAAAAAAUUUGGUAUUAAGUUAAUGACUAAAAAUCUCUUAAGAAAUGUUGAUUUUUCAAAGUUUCCAUGGGAUAUACUAAUAUCCACACCACUCCGAUUACGAUUGGCUAUCAAGAAGAAGAAGAUUGAUCUCAACAGAGUGGAGUUUCUUCUGCUGGAUGAAUCAGAUAAGCUUUUUGAGCCCGAAUUAUUCAAGCAGAUUGAUUCUGUUCUCAAGGCAUGCUCCAACCCCUCAAUCAUUCACUCUCUUUUUAGUACUACCUUACCUGAUUUUGUUGAAGUUCGAGCUCGAUAACUUAUGCAUGAUGUUGUUCGUGUAAUUGUUGGCAGGAAGUAAGUUUAAUGUAAAAUAUUUGCAAACAUGAUGCUCCUGAGCAUAUCCUUAAUGCAGUUUUCGUUUACAUUAUUUUGUAGAUAAUGUCUAGUGUUUUUAUUUGAAUCAGGAAUAUGGCUUCUGAAACGAUAAAGCAUAAAGUGAUUUUUACUCGAAGUGAAGAAGGAAAACUUCUUGCAAUUCGUCAAAGUUUUGCAGAGGUAAAUGGCUAAACUAAUUCUUCGGAUAAUAAUUCUAGUCAGUCCCACUUUCAUAUGCGUCGAGGGGUUGUGUGUCUCCCAAUUAAACACUAAUUAGUUUUGGUGUGUUUUAAAAGAAAGUCCUUACAAUUUACUAUUAAUAUAUAUUUUUCUAUUAUUAUUUUUUUUGUAGUCUCGUUUGUUUUACUCAGUGUCUCACAUGGAUAUACUUAAGUUGUUUGUUUAUUUUGGGUUUGGUGUUAGAUAAUGUGUCAUGAAGAUAAUAUAUACUUGGAAUUUUUAAUUACAUAUCACUUACCUUGGCUUGGCUUUGGAACUUGCA